ACAGAACAAGUAUUGAAAUUGUUUUUAUUUUUUUAACUUAUAAUAUUGUCUUUUUUUUAUUUUAACAUUUUGUUUUGCACAAUAAGUACCUAGUUUAUUUGAUCUUACAGAAGAGAGAGAGAUAAAAAAACACCCGCCAAAAUGUAUGCAGGAAUGAUUGAUCUUGAUGAACUGACGCCAAAUCGUGAAUCUUGGCUCAAAACCGAAGUCAAUCCAGGUGAAACCCUUCUAAAAUUCACAAACCCCUUCAUCAUCAAGAAUGUUAACGCCAAAAUGCCUCCUGUGAAGCCACUUCCAAAACUUAAAAAAGAAUUUAAGAAAUCAAGCAGCCUGUUGGCGGACACAAGUGAUGAGAGGCAAUGUGUAUUGGACCUUAUAUCACCGCCCAGAAUGUGGACUGAUAAAGAUGGAACAACAUGGAUGCAGCAAGUGUCCCCACAGCCAACUCACCGCUGUCAAAUUCAACUUCUCAGAGAAAAGGUUGACAAUUUACUUGUUGAAACAGGCGCCAGGGAUUUCGGUAUCUGCCCGCGAAGAAUAAUAAUUUUCCAACAAGCGUUUGAUGAAAUAAUCCGACAAGUAACAAUAAGUUGUGCCGAGCGAGGUCUGAUACUGCUGAGGGUAAGGGAUGAACUUAAAAUGACAUUCACGUCUUACAAGCUCAUGUUCGAUGAUCUUCUCGUUUAUUGUGAUAAAAAAAUUACACCAUUAGAAGAAAGUCUUAUUCCUUUAGAAGAAGAGAAACAAUCACUUGAAAAGGAUAUACAGAAAAUAAAAGAUGAUAUUGACGCUCUGAAUAUGUUGUACGACAUAACACAAAGACGAAUAGCAGAAAAACGCCAUGUAGAAAACGAAUCACACAAAGACCUCGUUAAGGCACACAUUAGAACAAUGCUCCAAUUGAAGAAACUUAUCGCUGUUGUAUCGAAACCAGUGCCACAAGGGAGUGAAGACGAGGAGGAAGAAGUUGUGAAAAGGCUUAAAGUUCACAAAAUACCAGUUCCGGAAGAGAAGGCUCUUAAGAUAGCUCACGAAGAGAUGCGGCGCAAGGAAAAGAGGAUUAGGAGGAUGAAAAUUAAAACUUGCAAGGUCUUGCGGAUGAAAAAAAUGAAUGAAAAACUUAAGAAACUCUUUGAGAAGGAUUUGUUGAUAAAAAUGAAAACGCCGAAAGAGUCGGCCAAAAAAAUUGACAGUGUGGAUGAUAUAACACAGAUGAACAAAUAGUAUAUGCAUCAGGGAGAUUUUGGAUUUUAACUAUAAAAAAAACUGGUGAGAAUUACAAAUGAAAUACUGACCCUU
Messenger RNA from Cimex lectularius (bed bug), 1299 nucleotides. RefSeq names its product axonemal dynein light intermediate polypeptide 1-like. The record is from RefSeq and is a predicted model, not a curated record. Gene Ontology annotation, cellular component: axoneme. Gene Ontology annotation, molecular function: dynein heavy chain binding. The transcript has 6 exons. Lineage: Eukaryota; Metazoa; Arthropoda; Insecta; Hemiptera; Cimicidae. Bases 142 to 1224 code for a protein of 360 amino acids.